CUUCUUUUUCUUUCGAAAAUAUUUUGCUAAAGGGUUUUCAUUCUUUCGAAAAUAUUUUGCUGGGUUAAUAUUGUUCUCAUAGUAUACUCUGUUUUUAUCCUUACAAAAACACAACCACUCACUCGUGAAAGAAUCUUAAAUGUUUUCAAUGCUCCUUGAGGAAUUUUCCUCUGCUUCAGGGGAUUUUCUUGGGAACUUUCUCUUCUAAAAAAAAAAAUAUCAAGAUUCGUUUCACAGUUGCUUCAUAAGUUUGCAGAGGCAUUUCUUCAUCUCAAAGGAAACUUUUUUUCCAGGAAAAUAAAAUUUCAAGGUAGUCUCUUGAGCUCAAAACUAUCAGCAUUUCUUCUUCCUGCAAGGUGUCUAAGAAUCUAAAACACAAGUGGUGAGUUCUUCCUGUUUCUUAGGAAUUCACAUGCAAAAAAAAGUAAAUAUAUUAUCGUUAUGUAUCAAAUGAUCUCCUCACUUGGCCUUAAACUUAGAAAAUGUGUAUUUUUAGCUUAUCUUUUUUUUUUUUGAAACAAUAUUUUUAGCUUAUCUAUUGUUAUGAAAUAUAUGAAUGACAAAAGAGUAAAGAGUCAGAUUUAAAGAGUGGACCCAGUACUUCUUGGUUCAGAUUUCAAUUUUUAUUUUUCUCUGUUUUUCAGUACUUUGAUGUGAUUCAUGAAUUUAAUGUGCCUCUCUUUGCAGGUGUAUGAUGAUCAUGAUUCCUAAGUGAUUAUAUUUUCCUAAGUAGUUUGUGUGUUUAUGGUCUUGUGUGUGGCUAUGGAGAAACACUUUUUUGGCAUGCCAUUACUGCUUCUAGUUCUGCUUUUAUCCUCCAUAGACAGAUCAACACAGCUUCAAUCAUCUCAAUCUCAAACCCUUUUGAGGCUGCAACAGCUUCUCCACUAUCCCAAUGUCUUAAACAGCUGGAACAACUUCACAGACUUCUGCAACUCGGAGCCAAAUGCCUCUCUAACCGUUGUGUGCUACGAAGAUAGUGUAACGCAGCUCCACAUUAUAGGAGACAGGAAAGCUCACAUGUUACCAAAGAGUUUCUCAGUAGACUCAUUUGUCACUACUCUUGUUAAGCUCCCUGAUGUUAAGGUUCUCACCUUAGUGUCCCUUGGAUUAUGGGGUCGGUUACCUGAGAAAAUCAACCGUUUGUACUCGUUAGAGAUUCUCAAUGUGAGUUCUAACUUCCUCUUUGGACCCAUUCCUCAUGAACUCUCCUCUCUUGCAACCCUUCAGACACUCAUACUCGAUGAGAACAUGUUUUCUGGUCGUGUACCGGAUUGGAUUGGUUCUUUACCGAGUUUAGCUGUGUUGAGCUUGAGAAAGAACGCAUUCAACGGCUCAUUACCUUCUUCAUUACGUACCUUGUCAGGUCUUAGAGUGCUUUCUCUAGCUAAUAACCGGUUUAAUGGAGAUUUACCUGAUCUAAGCCGUUUGACAAACCUUCAAGUGCUUGACCUUGAAGGAAACUCUUUCGGACCGUUGUUUCCUCGGUUAAGUCACAAGUUGGUUACUCUUAUACUCAGCAAGAACAGGUUUAGGUCGGCAGUAUCAUCUCAAGAAGUGAGUUCUUUGUAUCAGCUUCAACAUUUGGAUCUUUCAUUCAAUACAUUCGUUGGUCCGUUUCCCACUUCCUUGAUGUCUCUCCCUGCCAUAACUUACUUGAACAUUUCACACAACAAACUCACCGGGCGGCUUUCGACAAAUAUUUCUUGCAACUCAGAGCUGAUGUUUGUGGAUCUCUCAUCGAAUCUUCUUACAGGAAGCUUGCCUGCUUGUCUUAAACCUAGUUCUGGAACUAGCAGAGAUGUUGUCUAUGCAGGUAACUGUUUAGCUACUGCAAAUGAAGACCAGCGUCCAGUUUCUUAUUGUAGCAAUGAAGCUCUUGCUGUUGGAAUCCUACCAAAGAGGAGGAACAGGGUUUCCAAGUUGAGUAUUGCCCUAGGGGUAACCACAGGCAUUCUUGGAAUGAUUCUCCUUGUUGGUGCAUUGUUUGUGGUUCUCAGGAGAAUGAAUGCUAAGAGAACAGCAACGAAAGCUUCACCAAGAUUGAUCAAAGAGAAUGCUUCAUUUGGAUACACAUCAAAGCUACUCUCAGAUGCAAGGUAUAUCUCUCAGACAAUGAAGCUAGGAGCACUAGGUCUUCCUUCUUACAGGACAUUCUCUCUGGAAGAACUUGAGUAUGCAACAAACAACUUUGAAUCCUCUGCUUUCAUGGGUGAAGGUUCUCAAGGACAGAUUUAUAGAGGAAGGUUAAAAGAUGGAUCCUUUGUGGCAAUAAGAUGUUUGAAAAUGAAGAAAAGUUGCAGCACCCAAAACCUGAUGCAUCACAUUGAGCUCAUAGCUAAACUGAGGCACCGUCAUUUGGUUAGCGUGCUAGGGCAUUGUUUUGAGUGCUAUUUAGAUGAUUCAACAGUCAGCAGAAUGUUCUUUGUCUUUGAAUAUGUCCCAAAUGGAGAACUCAGGAGCUGGAUCUCAGAUGGGCAUAUGGGAAGAUUGCUUACUUGGGAACAACGCAUAAGCAUAGCCAUAGGUGCAGCAAAAGGGAUCCAGUUCUUGCAUACUGGUAUUGUACCUGGUGUUUAUGAUAACAACCUAAGAAUAACAGACGUUUUGCUUGAUAAUAACCUCGCUGCAAAAAUCAGUAGCUAUAACCUUCCAUUGCUAGUGGAAGGUCUUGGAAAGGUGGGGCAAGUAGUAUCUCGAACCUGUCCCAAAGGCACUCCAAGGUGUGUUAAAGAAGAAGAUAAGAUCGAUAUCUAUGACUUUGGAGUGAUCUUACUUGAACUUAUAGUGGGAAGACCACUGAGAGCAAAGGCUCAAGUCGAUGUUCUUAAAGAACAGUUACAAGCAAGCAUUUCAGGGGAUGAUGGAGCGCGUAGGAGCAUGGUGGAUCCAACUGUCCAUAGAACUUGUUCAGACCAAUCACUCAAGACGAUGAUGGAGAUAUGUGUAAGGUGUCUCAUCAAAGACCAUUUAGAACGGCCUUCCAUUGAAGAUGUCCUGUGGAAUCUUCAGUUUGCUUCUCAAGUCCAAGAAGGCUGGCUACAAAACAGCAAUCCUCCGAGCAUUCGCGGCUCGCCUUCUCCUGCAGCUUCCUCUCUUCCUCCUCCCUCUCGUUUACACAUAACAACACUUGAAUCUCCCCGUGAUUCAGGAUAUGAAGAACAUGAGAGGUAGGGAGACACGAGUUUUGGUUUGAUCCGUUGUGUGCUCUUCACUAGCCUAUGUUGAGGAACCUAACUUCUAUCUAUAAUGCAUAGUAAAAUCAGUUAUAUAAGUUUCAACUCGAACAAUAAACUGGUUAUUUCAUUAAAAUAUAAACUACCAACUCUACAUUUUUUUGGCUA
Molecule: messenger RNA, 3344 nt
Organism: Brassica napus (rape)
Lineage: Eukaryota; Viridiplantae; Streptophyta; Magnoliopsida; Brassicales; Brassicaceae
Product: probable inactive leucine-rich repeat receptor-like protein kinase At3g03770
Exons: 7
Coding region: 745-3174 (809 amino acids)
Biological process (GO): protein phosphorylation
Molecular function (GO): protein kinase activity; protein binding; ATP binding
Source: RefSeq, a predicted model, not a curated record